This is a messenger RNA of Macrosiphum euphorbiae (potato aphid), 477 nucleotides long. NCBI's taxonomy places the organism in Eukaryota, Metazoa, Arthropoda, Insecta, Hemiptera, Aphididae. The record is from the annotation of a GenBank genome assembly.
AUGACAUCAGGAAAUAAAUGUUUUUACGCCCUCUCGGGGUUAUUGGGGUCGAAGAUACUGUCCAAAAAAUCAAAAGAACGACUCUAUAUGGUACUAGCUAGACCAGUGACAAUGUAUGCAUGUGAGACAUGGCCCACGACCCAAGGGGAUGAGAAUAGACUAGCUAUCAUGGAGAGAAAAUUCCUUUGGAAGAUUUACGGACCAAAAAGAAACGAAGACCAAACAUACGAAAUAAGAUCUAACAGAGAACUACAGGAGUUAUUCGGAAAACCAGACAUAAUAGCGGAAAUACGCCACAAAAGACUGAGGUGGCAUGGAUAUGUACUAAGGGCUAAGUCAAUAGCAAAUGCUGUACUAAGAUGGACUCCUCAGGGAAGAAGGCUGAUUGGAAGACCAAAACAGAGAUGGAUGGACAAAAAUAAAAAAGAACUGAAUCAACUUGGGAUAGAAAAUAUUACUGAAGCGGCCAUGAACUGA